GAUGGACCAGCGAGGCAGGGCUAUUGUCGCGAAUCCUGUGACUGAGGGUCUCUGGUUGUUUGCUGUAAAAUUAAAAAAGGCGAGUGGUAAUGAGUGAUACAUGUACAUACAUAUGCUCCAAAUAAAUUACAUAGCCGUCGUCUCUCUCUACCCUCCACUACUCAUUUCACCUUUUUCUGUCUUUACAAUUACAGGGGUGGUACUAAAAGGAGAUGACCCUCUUACUCCACGCUCACUACAUUGCUUCUUCUCUAGCCAUUUUCACGCCUUGUUAUUUGAUUUAUUAUUCCAUGUUGUUAUAAUAAUUUGUUUAUCACCACCAUGCCUCGAUAUCGUAAACCUCAGAUUUGAAUCGGGAAGUAUCCGCAUUCCUUCCUCUUUCUCUCUCUCCCCCCUCUUCUGUCUCCUAUAUUUGUACCCAACUUCUCUCCCCUUCAAGCUCCCUUUGAUGUACACAUGUAGUUGAGAUCUCCUCAACUUUUCUGGUUAUAGAUUUCAAAGCUGUUUGAAGAUUCGAGCUUCAUUUUCCACUCUUUCUGUUAUUUUGUUUCCUUUGUGACAGAUUUUGCUGAUGGCACAUAAAAAUCUGCACGAGCUGUUGCAGGAAGAUCAGGAGCCCUUCCUUCUGAAGAACUACAUUGCAGACAGACGUUGCCAACUCAAGCGACCCCUACCCAAGACCCGUAUACAACUCAAGAAACGAAAACCCAUCUCAGAAACCUCGAGCUUUUCCGGAAAUUUCUGUAAAAAUGCAUGCCUUUUCUCCUUCCACGACUCGCCGGACGUCAAAAAGUCCCCACUUUGGUCCCCGGCCAAAAGCCCCCGCAAAAACUCAAAUGCCAUUUUCCUCCAUAUCCCCGCCAGAACAGCAGCUAUGCUUCUUGAAGCUGCGCUGAGGAUUCAAAAACAGUCUUCUCCAAAACCCAAAGCCCAGAACAAGAACGUGGGCUUUGGUAUAUUCGGGUCUAUAAUGAAGAGACUAACUCAGCGUAACCGGAAUCGAAAGCGCGAAAUCGAGGGUGAUGGUCUUAGGGUUUCUGUGAAGGAUAUUCUGAGGUGGGAUUCGUCGGUUGGGCGUAAAAAAUUCACGGAAGAUUUCAAGAAUGUUUCAGAGGAAAUGGUGGGAGUGGAGGAGAAAAGUGCUUCUGAAAUGGGGUUUUCAUGCUCUUGUAACGGAAGACUUAGUAGUGUUUGGUCUGAGAGCAAUGAAGAGAAGUCUUUGGACAUGGAGACCUCUAGCAGUAGCCAGUCCGAGGUCUCUGCAGAGAUUAUUGACUUCGUAUCUAAAGAGAGACAAAAUGGUGAUUUUGCUUCUUGUGAGAAGGAUUUUUGUACAAGCCCCUUUCGCUUUGUUCUUCAACGGAGCCCGUCGUCAGGACGCCAUACGCCAAACUUCUCCUCGCCGGCAACAUCCCCAGGUCGCCACAGGUCUCAGGACAAAGAGAACAACUAUGAAGGAGAGAGCUUAAUAGAAGAAGAGGAAGAAGAGAAGGAACAGUUCAGUCCUGUAUCCAUAUUGGACCCUCCCUUCGAAGACGACGAUGAUGGACACGAAGGAGAUGAUGAUGGUGAUGAUGAUGGCAGUUUUGAUCUUGAAUGCAGCUACGCCAUUGUACAGAGAGCAAAGCAGCAGCUACUACACAAGCUUCGUAGAUUUGAGAAAUUGGCUGAGUUGGAUCCUAUUGAGCUUGAGAAGAGGAUGCUAGAAGGACUAGAUGAUGAUAACAAUGAUGCGGCCCAGUGGGAUGCAGAAUCAGAGGAUUGUGUAGAUGAUGAUGAGUCAAUAGCAUCAGAUAGGGAAAAGAAGGUAGAUGAUUUUGUAAGAGAAGUCCUUAACAAAUCAGGGUUCCACCAUUUUCAGGGAAUUCCCCAGGACAUGAAGAGACUGGUGUCUGAUCUCAUUGCCCAGGAAGAGAGAGAACAACAGUGCUCAAGGAGUAGGGAGGUGGUGGUGGAAAGGGUUUGCAAGAGGUUGGAGUCUUGGACAGAGGUGGAAUCCAACACCAUUGACAUGAUGGUGGAAUUGGACUUCAGAAGAGAGCUUAGUGGGUGGAGUAAAAACCAGGAGCAGGUUGACGAGGCGGCAAUAGAGAUUGAGCUAGCCAUCUUUGGGCUACUGGUGGAGGAGGUGUCAGAGGAACUCGUUUGUUUAAAAGGAAUUUAAUGGGGAGACUUUCUAAAGUUCCUCUGUUCAACCUAAUUGAAUUUUGGUUACAAAUUAAUCUUUUAUUUUUUCAAUUUUUAAGUUUGAUUGGAGGAUCAUAGUCUGACUUGCAGUGUCUAGGAAAAUGACCCAACAAGGAUCUUAGUUAGAUGGUAGCAUGGUAUUAUGUAUUUGUAUCAUGUAUGUAUCUUACUUGCUUUAUGAGACAUUACAUGUACAUCGCA
Messenger RNA from Vitis vinifera (wine grape), 2388 nucleotides. RefSeq lists its product as uncharacterized. The transcript has 3 exons. NCBI's taxonomy places the organism in Eukaryota, Viridiplantae, Streptophyta, Magnoliopsida, Vitales, Vitaceae. The record is from RefSeq and is a predicted model, not a curated record. Bases 572 to 2164 code for a protein of 530 amino acids.